UAAUAAAUUUAUUCUUGGGAGGUUAAUUUCCAAAAUAAAAUAAAAAAAAAACAAUAAUUAAAGGCAAAAAUAAAAGAAGUGUAAUAAAGUAAUAAAUAAAAAAAUAUUUUAAAAAUAUUAAAAGAAAUUUUAAUGAACAAAAAAAACUUAAAUUUCAUUAUAAAAUAUUAAAGUCUACCAUUUUGAUAGAACUUGGAUAAUAACUAUAAAAAUUUAUUCUUUAUUAUAAGAAAAAAUUAAAUAAAAAUGGCAUUUUCUUUAUUACAAAGAAAUUUGUUAAAUACUGGUGUUAAAAUUUUUGAAAAAAAUUUAAUACCAAGUUCUGCAUCAGUUGGUGUAACAAAUCUUUUAAAUGAAGUGGUUGAAGUAAAAAAGGUACAUACACUUUCAAUAUCAGGUUCGAGAUCAAAUAUACAAUUACCACAAAAACCAUUUUCAUCUGUUAUACCAAAUAUUAUAACAACAACAAAUACAACAAAACAUACUAAAAAAAUACCAAGUGUAUGUAAUGGAAAUUUUUGUUUAUUAAAUAGACAACAAUCGAGACAUUUAAAUUCAAGAGAUUAUUCUUUAUCAAAGAAAUCAUCAAAAGAAAAAUUGGAACAUGAAUAUGAUAGUGAUUCAGAUUCAGAUAAUGAUGAAGUAUAUGAAAAGAAUCAUCCAAAAGGGAAACAAAGGGGUGAUUCCGAAUUUUGGCGUCGUAAAAUGAGAACAUUACAUGGUAUUUUAGACAUUAAUAAUGAUGGUGUUAUAUCAUUCGAUGAUUUUAUGUUAUUAACCCGGAAAUUUACUGAUUUAGGUCAUUUAGGACCAAAUACUUCAACUGAAUUUCUUGAAGUUAUGAAGAAAACAUGGGAAGAUCAAUGGGGUGAAAUAACACCAUAUAAUUUAGUAACAGCUGAACAAUUUUUAACUGAUAUGCAUCAUGCCUUAAAUGAUAAAGAUUUAGUUAAAAAUAUUGGUAAAUUUUUACCAUAUUUCUUUAAGGCAGUUGAUAUAGAUCGUUCUGGUUAUUUAGAUCUUCAUCAAUUUAAAUUAUUUUUUAAUUGUUUGGGAUUAACUGAUGAAGAUGCUGCUGUUUCAUUUGCUGUGAUAGAUAAAAAUGGAGAUGGUAAAUUAACUCUAAAAGAGUUUGUUAAAUUAGGAAAAGAAUAUUUCCUUACUGAAGAUGAAAGACGAGUAUCGAGAAUGUUUUGGGGACCAUUAAUUAAUCAUUAGGUUAAGUUUUAAAAAAUAAGAGAUCAAUAUUAUAAAUAAAUAAUAAAAGCAAAUAAAAUGUAAAAGAUGGAAGACUUAAAAAAUGAAGAAAAACAAAAAAAAAAAUUACAUUUAUUCUAAUGUAUAAAUUUGAAUUUUUUUUUGGGCUCAAAAUUUUAAAAUUAAUUUAUAUUAAUAUUAUAAUUUUAUAACUAUAUUUUGGACGAAUCAAAAUUAAAAUUUUAUAAAAAUUAUUAUAAUUAAUUUUUUUUUAGUAGAUGUAUUCAAAAAUAAAACUUAUUUCUAAUUUUAAGAGAGAUGGUUUCCAAAAUGAAUAUUAGACCGAUGUAUAACACUUAUAUACAAAAACAUUUUUUUAUAUUAUAUAUAUAUACAAGUAUAUUUAAAAUAGUUUUAUAUAUAAAUAUUAUUUAAUUUCUUUUUUUUUUUUUGAAU
This is a messenger RNA of Condylostylus longicornis, 1653 nucleotides long. RefSeq names its product sarcoplasmic calcium-binding protein (gene CBP). NCBI's taxonomy places the organism in Eukaryota, Metazoa, Arthropoda, Insecta, Diptera, Dolichopodidae. The transcript is spliced from 5 exons. The record is from RefSeq and is a predicted model, not a curated record. Gene Ontology annotation, molecular function: calcium ion binding. Bases 247 to 1218 code for a protein of 323 amino acids.